Molecule: messenger RNA, 871 nt
Organism: Emericellopsis atlantica
Lineage: Eukaryota; Fungi; Ascomycota; Sordariomycetes; Hypocreales; Bionectriaceae
Exons: 3
Coding region: 164-709 (181 amino acids)
Biological process (GO): protein folding in endoplasmic reticulum
Cellular component (GO): EMC complex
Source: RefSeq, a predicted model, not a curated record
CAUUAUCGAUACGACAGGCUAGGCUCAGGCUGGAGGUGAUGUGGGUCACCCAUCCAACGUCGACUCUCACCCGCCGCCAACGAAUUGCUCGCCUUUCAUCCGCGCAACCGCCCGCCACUGACGAUAAUUAUCACGGUGCUACUUCACUUACGAGCUCGACAACAUGGUCAACCAACAGGCUGCUUCCUGGGCGCUGCAGCUCGAGUCCCCGCCCGCCGCUAAAUCGAAAAGUUCGGCCAUUCCCGACCCUCCAGGCUUCCACAGCAGCGUCGUUAGCAACAAGUCUGGCAAAGAUGCGAAAGUGCAGCCGCGACAAGCGAAAACGCCCGAAGAGAUGGACACGCUGAAGCUGAAGAAGGCCUGGGAGGUUGCGCUUGCACCAGUCAAGAGCUUGCCUAUGACGGCCAUCAUGAUGUACAUGUCCGGCAGCUCGCUGCAGAUCUUCAGUAUCAUGAUGGUGGUCAUGGCUUUCAAGAAUCCUUUGAUGGGCAUCGUCAAUACCCAACAGGCAUUUGAGCGCUUCGAGUCGCCGUCAGUCUCGGGACGCCUGCUGCAAGUCAAGCUCGUCUAUGUAGUUUGUCAGCUAGUGGCAUUGGCUGUGGGAAUUUGGAAGGUCAACCAGAUGGGGCUGCUACCAACCACGAGGUCAGACUGGUUGAUGUGGGAGGCCCAGCGACAGUCACUCGACAAUGCGGUGCCAGCAUUAUAGAUGAGCAGAUGCAAUAAAGUAAAGAUGCUUUCAGACAGACUGUCUACUUUUCUCGUGGCGAUGAUGCCGGCGCCUCCAUCUUCGCGAGCUUCUGUUUGCGCCAUUUGGGCCCAUGCUUUUCAACAAAGAGCAGACCCGGUAUGCAAAUUAAAACCAGACACG